AUGUUCUCCAGCCAGGGCAUCCUUCCUGAAUCGCCUCGACGGGAAACUGCGAGGCCGGGGCGUUGCGGUUUGUGCCGUAGGCUGCUCCGUGCCUGCCGGCCCUCUUCCUCUUCGGCUGCGUGUUGCUUGCUUUUAAAACCUAAAGGAGGAAGUAAAAAAGCCCUAGAAGAGGCAGCAACGGCAGAUGUGGAAAUAUCAGAAAUAAACAAAAUAACAGCAAAAGUCAUCCAGACGCCUUUCAAAACGAUCAAGAAAGCUGGAAAAUCCAAAAAAGACAUUGGAGCUUUUGAAGAAACCGAGUUCUGUUUGCUCCCUGCUUCAAAGAAAAGCAGGCAGGAGAGCCAAGCCCUUGAAGAGCCAAAGUCUGAAAAUACCCAGCCAAGGACUGAAAAGGCAAAGGCAGCAGCCAAAAGGCCUCCAUCUAGGAGCAGAAGGUGUCCUUCAGCGAAAGUAAAAGCUGCUAAUAAACGGACAAGCAAAAGUAAUUAUUCCACUCCAGCUGUUGGCCGAGCAUUGGAUGCCUGCACGCAGGGCAGUACCUCUGCGGUCCUUUCCAGGUUUGAUUCCAGAAUUUUCAAGACGCCAGGCCUGCGCACCCCCGCAGUAAACGAACCGGUUUUCAUCGUCUCCAAAAACGGCAGCCCUCUUGCCAACGCCAACGAUGUCAUCAUAACAGUCCCCCUCAGAGGAGGAGAGGCUCUCCGUUUUACAGCCAGUGAGCUGACCAAAAGGAAUCUUCAUCAACUGAAUCCGGAGGCACUGGGAGUUAUGAAGAACUUAUCGGUUCGCCUUGCACAAGUAUGUGGCAGUACAAAGAUCUAAAGAUUUUGACUUUGGAUUUUUCAUCUCUCGCGUAAAUCAGAGAUGACAAAUCGAGGACUACAGAUUCUAUAUAUUGAUUUUUCCCCUUCCACCUGCUUACGCAGGUAGAAAACCUGUUUUUAACUUCUGCUGUCA
This is a messenger RNA of Alligator sinensis (Chinese alligator), 957 nucleotides long. RefSeq names its product cell division cycle associated 8 (gene CDCA8). Gene Ontology annotation, biological process: mitotic sister chromatid segregation. The record is from RefSeq and is a predicted model, not a curated record. The transcript is spliced from 9 exons. NCBI's taxonomy places the organism in Eukaryota, Metazoa, Chordata, Crocodylia, Alligatoridae. Gene Ontology annotation, cellular component: spindle midzone; chromosome, centromeric region; chromosome passenger complex. Bases 1 to 822 code for a protein of 273 amino acids.